AUGCUGCUACUCGGGUGGCAACUGAAACAAGGUCCUCUACAGAAGAUUUCGUGUAGGCUCUGUGCCGGGAUGGGAAAACUACAAAGCAAACUCAAACACAGUACUUAUAAAUACAGCAGGCCUGAUGGAAUUAUAGAAGAGAAAAUUCAAACUAAAGCUUUUCAAGAGUAUAGCCCUGCUCAUCUGGAUACCGUCUCUGCUGUUGCUGCUCUGAAUUCAGAUCUUUGUGUCUCUGGAGGAAAAGAUAAGACUGUUGUGGCCUACAAUUGGAAAACUGGAAAUGUGGUGAAAAAGUUCAAAGGACAUGAGAAUGAAAUCACCAAGGUAGCCUGCAUUCCCAACUCAAGCCAGUUCUUCAGUGCCUCUCGUGACAAAAUGGUCAUGAUGUGGGACUUGCAUGGUUCCUCACAACCUAGGCAGCAAUUGUCUGGCCAUACCAUGGUGGUGACCGGAUUGGCUGUGGGUCCAGACUUGUCACAGUUGUGCACUGGCUCUCGGGACAACACCUUGCUUCUGUGGGAUUUGGGAACCGGACAGUGUGUGGAGAGAGCAUCUGUUUCCAGGAAUGUGGUCACUCACCUGUGCUGGGUCCCCAGAGAACCAUAUGUACUACAGACCUCUGAGGAUAAAACCAUCAGAUUAUGGGACAGUCGGGGGCUGCACAUAGCCCAUAUGUUUCCUGCAAAGCAGCACAUUCAGACCUACUGUGAAGUCAGUGUAGACGGACACAAGUGUAUCUCAUGCAGCAAUGGCUUUGGAGGGGAAGGCUGUGAGGCCACGGUAGGAGACCAUGUGGGGUCCAGACUAAAGGAGUGUGAAGUGGAGAAAGGAUAUUCUCAGAUUAUCUUUAUCUGUUUUUUCCUGCCCUGCUCCUUGAUUUGUUCUCCAGACAUCGUGUUUCAUGAUUUGUUCUCUGGCCUAAUCUUGUUUCUACUUCCUUCCCCAGCCUGCCUUUUCACGUUGUGUCUGGAUGGAGCUGGACCUUUGACUUCCCUGGCUGUUGGUGAUACCACCUCCUUGUUGUGUGCAAGUUUCAACAGAGGAAUUCACUUACUCAGAGUGGACCACAGUCGGGGGCUGGAACUGCAGGAAGUGGCAGCAUUCUGA
Messenger RNA from Otolemur garnettii (small-eared galago), 1107 nucleotides. It is a transcript of the gene WDR31, whose product is annotated as WD repeat domain 31. Gene Ontology annotation, molecular function: protein binding. Bases 1 to 1107 code for a protein of 368 amino acids. The record is from RefSeq and is a predicted model, not a curated record. The transcript is spliced from 10 exons. NCBI's taxonomy places the organism in Eukaryota, Metazoa, Chordata, Mammalia, Primates, Galagidae.